AUGACAGAAAAAAGCAAUAUUAUUAAAGAUUAUACAUAUUUUUUAAGUAAAAGAGGUAAAUUAAAAGAAGCAUCCCCAAUUAGAAGUUUAUUUCAAUAUUCAAGUCUACCUGGUAUGAUUAGUUUAGGUGGUGGAUUACCAAAUGCAUCAACAUUUCCAUUUAAAUCAAUUAAUAUUGAAUUAAAAGAUGGAUCUAAAUUAGAGAUAGAAGGUAGUGAUUUAGAAGAAGCAUUUCAAUAUUCACCAACACCAGGUUUACCAAGAUUACAAAAAGCAUUGAAAGAUUUACAAAUUAGACAACAUAAUCUUUGCCCACCAGAUGAAGCAGGUAAAGAAUGGAAUUUAAUCAUAUCAAAUGGUUCACAAGAAUCAUUAGCAAACGCAUUUGAAGUUUUAAUUGAUGAUAAUGAUUCAAUAAUUACAGAAAAUCCAACUUAUUCUGGUACAUUAUCAAUUUUAAAACCAUUAUCAUUAAAUAUCUGUGGUAUUGAAACAGACAGAUAUGGUAUGAUACCAGAGAAAUUACAAAGAUUAUUAAGUGAAUGGGACCAUAGUAAAUUUAAAUUUCCACGUGUUAUCUAUUUAAUACCAUGUGGUCAAAAUCCAUCAGGUACAACAAUGAAUCAUCAAAGAAAACUAGACAUUUAUUCAAUUUGUUCAAAAUAUAAUUUAUUAAUUAUUGAAGAUGAUCCAUAUUAUUAUUUACAAUUUGAAAGUAGUGAAAAUGCUGAUGAUGAUGAUGGUGCAAGUUGUAGUAGUUUGAAUUUAGGUAAAUCAUUGUUAUCAAUGGAUGUCGAUGGUAGAGUUUUAAGAUUUGAUUCAUUAAGUAAAAUUUUAUCAAGUGGUUUGAGAAUUGGUUUUGUUACUGGUAAUAAACAAUUACUUGAGAAAAUUAAUUUUCAUCAACAAUCUACAACUUUACAUUCGAGUGGUUUAAGUCAAGCUGUAGUUUUAUCAUUAUUAAAUAAAUGGGGCGUAGAGAAAUGGAAUCAACAUAUCUCAUUCAUUCAAAGAUUUUAUUUGGAAAAGCGUAAUCAAAUGAUUGAUUCGAUCGAUAAACAUCUAAAAGGUUUGGUUGAAUUUAAUAUUCCUUCAGCUGGAAUGUUCAUUUGGUUUAAAUUGCCUGUUGAAGAUAGUAAAACUUUAAUCUUUAAAAAUGCCGUUGAAAAAAAGAUACUACUAGUACCUGGUAUCUCUUUCUCUACAGAUUCAACUAAACCCUCUCAAUUUGUGCGUGCUUCUUACUCUACCGCUUCAAAAGAACAAAUAGAUGAAGCUAUAAAACGUUUUGCUGAUUUAUUAAAUGAAGAAUUAAAAAAAUAA
Molecule: messenger RNA, 1323 nt
Organism: Dictyostelium discoideum AX4
Lineage: Eukaryota; Evosea; Eumycetozoa; Dictyosteliales; Dictyosteliaceae
Exons: 3
Coding region: 1-1323 (440 amino acids)
Cellular component (GO): cytoplasm
Molecular function (GO): transaminase activity; pyridoxal phosphate binding; aromatic-amino-acid:2-oxoglutarate transaminase activity
Source: RefSeq, a predicted model, not a curated record